AUGGCAACAAAGGGAAGCAGAGGUAGUGAUGCUAAUGCUAUUCCACCACCCCCUACAGGUAGUGAUGCUAAUGCUAUUCUACCUCCCCCUACAGGUAGUGAUGCUAAUGCUACUCCACCUCCACCCACAGCUAGUGAUGCUAAUGCUUCUCCUGACGAUGCUCCAACUGAUAUGGACUCAGAGUUUGUCUGCAAAGACUUCUAUCCAUCCGAGUAUAGCUCUGAAGAAGAUAGAAUUAGAAGGUCCGUCCCUGUACUGGCCAUAUGGAGGCAGCAGGCUGUGGGCCUGCAGCAGAAAGUGAUAAGCGGUGAUUAUCCACACCUGACGCCAGGCGUGGUGUCUCCUCUAAAUGUCGUGCUGCUGGGGAAAACUGGUUCUGGAAAGAGUGCCUCAGGAAACACCAUCCUGGGGAGGGAAGCUUUUACAGUGGAUUACUCAUUUGAAUCUGUGACUGAAACAUGCAGUAAUCAACAUACUUUAGUGAACGGUAGAGAAAUUACAGUGAUUGAUACACCAGGAUUAUUUGCUAUAGGACAGCCUCUAGAAGAGCUGAAACGUGAGAUAGUGAAGUGUGUUGAGAUGUCUCUCCCUGGGCCUCAUGCCUUCCUGCUGGUGAUUAGAUUAGGUGUCAGGUUCACAGAGGAGGAGAGGAAUGCUGUUCAGUGGAUCCAGGAGAACUUUGGUGAGGGGGCGCUGAGGUACACUAUAGUGCUCUUCACUCAUGGGGAUGUGCUGGAGGGGACAGUGGAGGAUUUUCUGUGCAGAAGUGCUGCUCUCUCAUCACUUAUUGAACAUUUUGGGGGUAGAUAUCACGUCUUCAACAAUAGGAGUGAAGGCAGGACUCAAGUCAGAGAGCUAAAGGAUAAAAUUGAGGCCAUGGUGGAGGAGAAUGGGGGAGCAAACUACACCAAUGAGAUGUACCAGGAGGCACAGAGAAAAAUAAGAGAAAAACAGUUGUUAGGAUAUCACAUCUUCAACAAUAAGAGUAAAAACAGCACCCGGGUCAGAGAGCUAAAGGAGAAAAUUGAGGCCAUGGAGAAGGAGAAUGGGGGAGCAAACUACACCAAUGAGAUGUACAAGGAGAGGUAG
Messenger RNA from Clupea harengus (Atlantic herring), 1089 nucleotides. Its product is annotated as GTPase IMAP family member 9-like. Gene Ontology annotation, molecular function: GTP binding. The coding region runs from base 1 to 1089 and encodes 362 amino acids. The record is from RefSeq and is a predicted model, not a curated record. NCBI's taxonomy places the organism in Eukaryota, Metazoa, Chordata, Actinopteri, Clupeiformes, Clupeidae. The transcript is spliced from 6 exons.